Messenger RNA from Drosophila innubila, 2109 nucleotides. Its product is annotated as homeobox protein HMX3. The record is from RefSeq and is a predicted model, not a curated record. Gene Ontology annotation, biological process: regulation of DNA-templated transcription. The coding region runs from base 140 to 1519 and encodes 459 amino acids. The transcript has 3 exons. Gene Ontology annotation, molecular function: DNA-binding transcription factor activity, RNA polymerase II-specific; DNA binding. NCBI's taxonomy places the organism in Eukaryota, Metazoa, Arthropoda, Insecta, Diptera, Drosophilidae.
AAAAGGCCAACAAAUCAACGCAGAUCGAUUAGUGCUUUGAGUGAAAGCCAACUGAGAAGUUGCCAACUCCCACAACAUCUCUCUGUGUGUGUGCCUGUGUGUGUGUGUGAUUAGCCCCGUUUUAAAAGCCAGUGCCUAAAUGCUCUGUCCGCCCACAAUGAGACCGGCCAGUCCUGCCGAAUCCGAGAUUUCCGUCGGCGGCGCUCCCAGCCCGUUGCCGACGCAGCACCAUCAGCUGCAUCAUCCGCGCGCCGCCACCAUUGAUCUUCUCCAGCAACAGCAGCUGCUGAUGCAGCAACAUGCUGCCGCUGCCGCCGCCGCCGCCGCUGCUGGCCUGACACGCAGCGCCGUCGGUGCGCUGCCGGAGGAUUAUUUUCAACCGCUAAAGCGCCUGCGCAUGUCCUCCUCCUCCUCGGAGCCGCGGGAACAAACACCCAGUCCACCGGCAGCGGCACCGGCACCGCAGACCAACACCAACACCACCAAGUCAGCCAUUGAGGGCGUCAAGAGCUUCUCCAUUGCAGACAUUCUGGGACACUCGGAGAAGCAGCGCUGUGCCUCCAGCUCGCCACCUCCGGCUUCCACACUGCUGGCUCCACCCGCUGCUCGUCCAGCCGCUGGUCUGCUGCAACCCCGCACUGAGCCGCUGGACAUGCAUCCAGCAGCGGCUGCCAUGUUGCUGCCCGGUGGCCAGAUUGUGCGUCCGUGGGAUCAUCUGCUGGGCCCAAUGCCCGUCCGACCCUUCAUUCCCUCGGCCCUGCUGCACUACGAGCAGCGCCUGGCCCUGGACUACCAUCGCCAGCUGCAGGAGCACUUCAAUGCCCAGGCCCAGCUGCUGCGUCACAUGGGCAUGGACAUUAUUCCCUCCGAGAGCGGCUCGGAUCGUUCCAGCUCCGCUGCCAGCGAUUGCUGCUCCCCGGAGAUAGUCAGGGAUUCAGCUGCUGCCGCUGCCGCCGCCGGCGCAGCAGCUCGUCGCAGUCACAGCCCUCAGUCAUCGUCCCAGGCAGCCAAAGCCAAUGGCACACCACUGGAUGCACUCUUCCAGAUGACCACCAAGGACUUUGACGAGUCACAAGAUAAGUCGCACUUGGAUAUAUUCUCGAACCGACCGCAGCCCAAGAAGAAACGCAAAUCACGCACUGCAUUUACCAACCAUCAGAUCUUUGAGCUGGAGAAACGCUUUCUCUAUCAGAAGUAUCUAUCGCCCGCGGAUCGUGAUGAGAUCGCUGCCUCGCUGGGACUAUCGAAUGCACAGGUGAUCACCUGGUUCCAGAAUCGUCGGGCCAAGCAGAAGCGAGACAUCGAGGAGCUCAAAAAGGACUUUGAUAGCGUCAAAGUCUUCUCGGCCCACAAAUCAUUUCUCGAGAAUGUCAACGAUCUGAGCAUCCUCAAGAAGAAGCCCAUGCACGAGGCUGAUAUGGUUGGCCUGGCUGCAGCUGCUGCCGCCGCGGGAAUGGUGGGCGUGCCCGUUCCCGUUUCCGUGUCCGCUGCCCAAUCCCUGGGAGCGCCACCCAAAUGAGUGGGCGGUGGGAUGCGUACAGCGCAUAUGCAACCUGAUGAAUGGUACAGAAAGUGAGCAAAGUAUUGAGGGCGACAUUAUCAUCAAACGACUGCGAGACGAGUUGUGCAUUUUGUUUAAUUUUGGAGCCACAGUGCAAGGAGAAGGGAAUAGGAGCUAAAGCUAAGGCCUUAAGCUCCAGUUAUCCCCUCAGCACCUGUAGCAAGUGGAAGAGCCAGGGAGAGAGAGAUAGAGAUUAAAGAUGGAGAGACUCCGCUGUGAGUCUCUUGUGAUUUUAUUUGACACGGAUGUGACAAUCGAAUUAAUGUGGCAAAGGCACAAAGCAUACAAAAUGCAAGCCAAGCGGAAGCCAAACAAGGACUAAGGCCAUGAAUGAGGCAUGCAACAGCAUGUAUGUGGCCUGAGAAAUCCGGACUAAGGUCUAUUAUGGCCAAAUCAUGCAACAGGCAACAACAAAACCCACCAGCUUCGACACAAUUAACAAGCAAUGAAUUUUAAUCCAAUCGGCUCUUUUCAGAGCCACCAAAAAAUACAGCAAAGAGUAUAAAAACUUUUCGAACAUUGACCAAUUUAAAAAAAAUUAUUUCCAA